UUGCAGGAACUCAUGCAGCCAAAAUCUGGGGCCAAUGAAACAGCCAUUACUGAGUUCAUCCUGCUGGGCUUGGUGGAGACACCAGAGCUGUGGCCAGUUAUCUUUGUACUCUUCCUCUUUGCCUACUUGGUCACAGUUGGGGGCAACCUCAGCAUCCUAGCAGCCAUCUUGGUAGAGCCUAAACUCCAUACCCCAAUGUACUUCUUCCUGGGAAACCUAUCAGUGCUGGAUGUUGGGUGUAUCAAUGUCACUAUUCCCUCAAUGUUGGGUCGUCUCUUGUCUGAUAGGCAUUCACUUCCCUAUGGAGCCUACCUUACCCAACUCUUCUUCUUCCAUCUGCUUGUAGGGGUGAACUGCUUCCUAUUGACAGCCAUGGCCUAUGACCGAUUUCUAGCCAUCUGUCAACCCCUCACCUACAGUACCCGUAUGAACCAGACGGUCCAGAUGAUAUUGGUGGCUGUAUCCUGGGCUUGUGCCUUCACCAAUGCACUGACCCACACUGUGGCCAUAUCUACACUCAACUUCUGUGGCCCCAAUGUGAUCAAUCACUUCUACUGUGACCUCCCACAGCUCUUCCAGCUCUCAUGCUCCAGCACCCAGCUCAAUGAGUUAUUGCUCUUCGCUGUGGGUUUUAUAAUGGCAGGUACCCCCGUGGCUCUUAUUGCCACCUCCUAUGCCUAUGUGGCAUCUGCAGUUCUGCGAAUUCACUCUUCUCAGGGAAAGAAGAAAGCCUUUUCUACAUGUGGCUCCCACCUCACUGUGGUUGCCAUAUUCUAUGGUUCGGGUAUUUUUAACUACAUGCGACUAGGUUCAGCUAAGCUUUCGGAUAAGGAUAAAGUUGUUGGAGUCUUUAAUACUGUCAUCAACCCCAUGUUGAACCCAAUCAUAUACAGUCUUAGAAAUCCUGAUGUGCAAGGUGCCCUUUGGAAGAUGCUGAUGGGGAGGUGGUCACUGGCUUGA
Molecule: messenger RNA, 960 nt
Organism: Carlito syrichta (Philippine tarsier)
Lineage: Eukaryota; Metazoa; Chordata; Mammalia; Primates; Tarsiidae
Product: olfactory receptor 3A1
Exons: 1
Coding region: 13-960 (315 amino acids)
Biological process (GO): G protein-coupled receptor signaling pathway
Cellular component (GO): membrane
Molecular function (GO): G protein-coupled receptor activity; olfactory receptor activity
Source: RefSeq, a predicted model, not a curated record